Molecule: messenger RNA, 576 nt
Organism: Paramecium sonneborni
Lineage: Eukaryota; Ciliophora; Oligohymenophorea; Peniculida; Parameciidae
Source: the annotation of a GenBank genome assembly
AUGGAACUUGAAAAAAGGUUGUCAGCUUUUGCUAUUGAAUAGUUACAAAAGGCCUAUGAAUAUUGUGGAUCAGAGGGAACUAUACAUUUUUAUAAUUAUUGGGAGUAAAAUGUGUUACAAUAUUGCAUCUUAAAAGUAUGAAUAAUAAUGAUUAGGUGAUUAUAUAUAAAGAAUAAUAAGAAGUUGAGAAGGAACUUAAAAUUUAUGAUUAAUUUUUAAAAAGCUUAAAUGAUAACCCUAAUUUAGUAAAAACUUUAAAAGUAAUUCAUUUGAGAGAUCUUAAAUUAAUUUGUAUCCUUAUGCAGAAAUGUAAUAUAAAUCUAUAAGAUUAUAUGAGGAAAUCUCUUACAUUUAAUUCAAUACUAAUAUUUUUUCAUCAAUUUCUAAAUGGUUAUUAAUCAUUGUAUCAAUCCAGAGUAGUUCACAGAGAUAUCAAACCUGAAAAUAUUUUAGUAUAUUUUUAGAAUAAUUAACCUAUAUACAAAAUUUCAGAUUUUGGAGUCUCUAAGAUUUGUCAUUUUUAUUUCAAUACUCAAAGCCAAGUUGGAACCGCUUAAUAUACAGCUCCUGAAUGAA